This is a messenger RNA of Carassius auratus (goldfish), 1785 nucleotides long. Its product is annotated as gastrula zinc finger protein XlCGF7.1-like. The record is from RefSeq and is a predicted model, not a curated record. The transcript is spliced from 2 exons. NCBI's taxonomy places the organism in Eukaryota, Metazoa, Chordata, Actinopteri, Cypriniformes, Cyprinidae. Bases 318 to 1220 code for a protein of 300 amino acids. Gene Ontology annotation, biological process: embryo development; regulation of transcription by RNA polymerase II. Gene Ontology annotation, molecular function: RNA polymerase II transcription regulatory region sequence-specific DNA binding; DNA-binding transcription factor activity, RNA polymerase II-specific. Gene Ontology annotation, cellular component: nucleus.
AAAGAGUUUAAUAGUAGUAAAUUAGUUUAAAAUCAUAAACGCUGUAACUGAUUUUUAUUGGAAUUUAACAGAUCUUCUCCUCCUUCAGUGAAGAUCCUCCCACAACUAUCAAACCUUCAGGGAAGCUCCUCCCACAACUAUCACACAUUCAGUGAAGAUCCUCCCACAACAAUCACACCAUCAGUGAAGCUCCUCCCACUGCAGUUCAUCAAUAAAUGCUGAAAUAUUCCCUUGAGUCUACAAGUGACAACGAGCAUCAAAGCAUCAGGAAGAAGUGAAAUCUGCAGAGACAGAGUUUAUUGAAGAACAGAGAGAACAUGAGAGAUCCAGAACCCUGCAGAAUGAAACACACUGAAGAACAAACAGAGUUGAUUGAAGAAAACGAGGAGCAUGAAGAACUGAAUAAAGAGGAGCAGAAGCAACAUGUCAAAACUGGAGAAAACUCUUUGAGUUGCUCUCAAACCAAACAGAAAGAUUUAAAGAAGAGAAGAGACAAGAAAUCUUUCACCUGCACUCAGUGUGGAAAGAGUUUGACAAACAAACAUAGUCUUGAGGUUCACAUGAGGAUCCACACUGGAGAGAAACCAUACAGAUGUGAUCGUUGUGAGAAGAGUUUUACAGCAUCAUCAAACCUUAAGAGACACAUGAACAUCCACACUGGAGAGAAACUUUAUGAAUGUGAUCAAUGUUGCAAAACAUUUUUGACGGCUUCAAACCUGAAGGGUCACCUGAACGUUCAUUCAAAGGAGAAACCACAUUCAUGUUCAUGUGGAAAGAGGUUUUCAAAUCUGAAGAGUUUAAAAGUACAUAAGAAGAUACACACUGGUGUGAGAGAACAUAUGUGUUUUGAGUGUGAGAAGACUUUUAUUAGAGCUGAAAGUUUGAAACAUCACCAGUGGAUCCACACUGGAGAGAAACCUCACAAGUGUUCACACUGCGACAAGAGAUUCAAUCAGUCAGGAUCUCUGCUUACACAUGAGAGGAUCCACACUGGAGAGAAACCUUACAAGUGUUCACACUGUGACAAGAGAUUCAGGCGGUUAGGAUCCCUGAAAACACAUGAAAGGAUCCACACUGGAGAGAAACCGUAUCACUGCACUGUAUGUGGGAAGAGUUUCCGUUAUUCAUCUUCUCUACUUAAGCAUAACAAAGAACAUUCACAGUCAGUAUUAGGGGAUACACAGACUAAUCGACUACUCGACAUCAAUGUUCUGCCAUGAUGCUUUAAGCUUGAUGUUGAUUAGUCGCUGGUCCUAUAGAUGGCACAACAGGAUGCUUGAAAUUGAACGGGAGAAUGCACAUUUUAAACAGCUUAUUGUACAGGUAAAUUAAUCACUGUUCUAAUCUAAUGCGCUGCUGCACUGUAACACACACACACAGACUACAGACAGUAGCUCGUACAUCACGCAUGCACAGAAUCAUUCAGUGAGGAAAUGUACUGUCAUCUCUGUUCUGUUGUUUCUCAAUAAAAUAACUUAGAAACUGAAAAUUGAAAUCAUAUAUUUCUUAAUAACUAAAGCCCACAGCGUCACUACUAAUACAGAGACACUGCCAUGUAUACGGUGACCAUAUAAGCCAUUUUCCCAGGACGUGUCCUUGCUAGGAUUGUUAUAUUGUCUAAAAUAUCCAGAUUUUGGCUGUUUGUGCAGUGCAGAUCGAUCAUUGUACGGCAUUCAUAAGAGCUAUAGAGAGCAAAGCAGAUGGCUCCUCAUUGAUUAAAAUCACUCUCUUGGUACUUUGGUGUCAUACAAUGAUCGGUGCACAGCGACGCUUCAAGUUGAAUGA